Messenger RNA from Molossus molossus (Pallas's mastiff bat), 1080 nucleotides. RefSeq names its product single-pass membrane protein with coiled-coil domains 2 (gene SMCO2). NCBI's taxonomy places the organism in Eukaryota, Metazoa, Chordata, Mammalia, Chiroptera, Molossidae. The transcript has 9 exons. The record is from RefSeq and is a predicted model, not a curated record. The coding region runs from base 1 to 1080 and encodes 359 amino acids.
AUGGCUCUCAUGAAGCUAGGUGACAAGAUGUCUCUGCAGAUGAAGGGACAAGAGUUGACUGAGAAAAACAAUGGCUUUCUCCAAAAUAUUGAUGCAAACGAAGGUUCAAUGGAAAAUUUGCUAAGGAAGUUUACCAAAAUGGACCACAUCUUGGACAGAUCAGAUGAUGAGGACAACAUUGUCUCUGAAAACCCUCAAACUGACUCCCUUCAAGAGGAUAUGUUGGAGCUGGAGGCCGAGCGCGAGAACCUGCAGAAUAAACCGGAUGAGCAAGAAACACAUCAUGUUCAAUGUGAGGAUCCUCAAGUGUCCACAUCUUUGCGGUUUUCAGAGGAGAACAUACCUGGACUGAGUCAGGGGAAUAUGCUCUUCCAGCUGAACCACUGGAGCACACAGAUGGGUCUACAGGUUAAAGAACUCGGAGCUGAUCACAUGGGCUGGAUGAAGAAAAUUAACAACAUUAUACAAAAAACUAACCGAACAGAAAACACGGUGAAGAGCUUAUUAAAUGAAGUGAUGUCAUUGGAGGACCAAAUUGAAAAGCUGGAGUCACACCAGGACCUUGACCCUGAUCAGGGGGUAAACAUCGAGGAGAAGAUCAUGGAAAUUAAAACGCAAUUAGAAGAAAUGGAUAACAAAUCUGUCCAGGUUGAUACUUGUAAUGAAGCUCAUGAAUUAAAGGAGAAACUCGUUGCAAAAAUAAAGAACUUUUGCAAGGACGUGACUGUGCUGGAUACAAAGCUGGGGAUGUACCAAAUGCACAAAGAGAAUACAGAUUCUCAGAGUUCUGAAGAAACGGGCAUGGAAGAAAUGGAGCCCCUGAUUCUUCAGGCUCCACCACCCCCUUCAGUGCAGAACUCUCCUCCUCCCAUUGCAAUGUGGAAACGUGCACUGAGGAUUUUCAUCAUGUUUUAUGUCCUCGCCUUCACUGUACUUUCAUGUUACGUACUAUUUUUCGAUGCUACAUUUAUCUUUGAAAGGGUGCUCCCCACAAUGCUUGGGCGCCGCAGAAUGUGGGAACUAAGGGAGAUGAUCACGCCUUUCUUAAAUUUGGAGGUGGAAGACUUGUUACCCUCCUAA